UUUGCUCAAACAAUUUUAAAAUGAAAACGAAAAGUCUCUUUAAUCAUUUUCUCAAGAGCGCUUGAAAACAACUCAAGCAAAUUCCGCGAAAAGCGCUCACGCACGCGACGCUUGUGACGAUUUGGCUCAUUAACGUCGCAGUUAAUGAUGAGCACGAGCCUCAGUGUGCAGUCAGCCUGUUGCGCAGCUCUUAGGUCAGUCAGCUGGGUCGCAGCUCACCGCCCGCAGAUGUGAGUUUGUUGAAUCAUGCGUGUUGACAGCGGCCACUAAACCAACAUGGUAGCUACAAUAUACGAGCGUGCAGAUGCGGUCUGAUAUGGUCUCACAUCCAGGGAAUGAAUGAACCGAGUACAAACUGUUUAAUUGGGACUAUUUGAAGAAGAUAACUACUGCGGGGGAUCCGCUGCUCUGCUCCUGCUCUGCUUUCUCUCUCUCUCUCUCUCUCCCUCUCUCUCUCUAUCUCGGACGGACUUUUAGUGUCUGGUUGAAUCCAGGUUCUCGCUUUUUUUUGCAACACUUUUUGACGUUUCCUGCCUCUCGACUAUUGGGGAAUAUAUAUGAUGAAGUUUAAGCCCAACCAGACCAGGACGUACGACGGCGAAGGGUUCAAAAGAAGAGCGGCGUGUUUGUGUUUCAAAAACGAGAAAGAGGACGAGGUGCUACUGGUGAGCAGCAGUCGACAUCCAGACCAAUGGAUUGUGCCAGGAGGAGGAAUGGAGCCUGAGGAGGAGCCCUGUGGGGCUGCUGUCAGAGAGGUGUAUGAAGAGGCUGGUGUGAAGGGAAAGCUUGGCAGACUACUCGGGAUUUUUGAGCACAAUCAAGACAGGAAGCACCGGACGUAUGUCUAUAUCCUCAUAGUGACGGAGACACUGGAAGACUGGGAGGACUCUGUCAACAUAGGAAGGAAGCGUAAGUGGUUCAAGGUUGACGAAGCCACCAGGGUGCUGCAGAGCCACAAGCCUGACCAUGCAGAAUACCUACGCAGACUCAAGAACACCUGUAAUCCCACCUGCAGUCCGGUCUGUAGCUCGACUAAUGGCAACACCCUGGGCUCCCAAGUGACGGACAACAACACACCUCAUUACGUUUGCUCCACACAGGCCUCGGAUCUAGUCAACAGAUAGGAUCAUCGCUGGCAGCAAGCAGUUCUUUUAAGAGGACUCCAGGAUGGAUAUAUCACCUGAAACAGACAUCUGGAUUAAUUACAUUACUAACAAAGACUCUUAAUAUGUACAGUAUGGACUCCCUGAAGCUGAUUUGAAACCAGUUUUUAGUGGGCUUGAAGAGUGCCAAAAUGUUUUCCUAGUAUAUUUCCGAUUUUAUAUGUAUAUUUUUUAACAACCAUCACCAGCUGAUAGAGCAAAUGUGUCCCUUUAAAGCUCUCUGCUUUAGAUGGAUUUUUUUUCCCGUGGGCUGCUUAUGCGAUGGAAAGGUCAUUUCUAGUCUUACAUGCUGAGUAAUAUUUGAUUGGCAGUGCACACAGUGUUUGGGUGGUUUUCCUGGAGGCCAGUACUGGGAAGUGUUGGCUCUUAGAGGAAAUCAUAUCCUUACAGUCACGCAGUGCCAAAUCAUGUCCAUCUGCAAGAUGUCUUGAAAAGCUCCAUGUGUAUGAAUAUUUUAUUACCGUUAAGUUUUUUUUUUAUGAAUUGUUAUGACACUUUCUGGGUGUGUGGAGUAAAACUAAUGUCGUCUCACCACAACUUGAGUCGUGUGAGGUAUUUAUGCUGAAGAGAGCUGGGUUUACUUAGAUAUUACCACCUUACAAGUACACACAGUAUCAUCUCUAUUCAGUAGUAUUAGAAAACGCUGUACUUGUACUAGGAUUAGGAUUAGGAGAAUAUCUGCAAACCAGUAACCAUGGUGAUGCUGCCUUGAACAUCUUUUUAUUUGUCCAGACAAUCAAUGCUCCAAGGCUUAUUGUUUAAUUGAGCAAAUUAUAUUGACACACAUACAAGAAACAAUAUCUGAAGAAACUAUUAUUAUUAUUAAUAAUAAUAAUUAAUUAAUUAUUAUUAAGUGCUUUUGACAAAUGUGAAGUCCUGUUAAUGUCUGAGAGGACAAUAAGGUGGCCUUGGUUUUGUAGAAGAGCUCCAGUGUGUCGUGCUUUUGUCUGACUCUUCUAAGUGCCUUCACGAACACAGAAGUUAAUUGUGUUAAGUCUGUGAACACCGAACAGCAUUGACUGGAAGCAGUACAAGCCUUACACACACUGCAUUGUACCCACUGUAUUAUAGUGUAUUUCUCAGCUUCUGUUAGAUUUGAACAAUAUAAUGUACAAAGAACCUUGGGUUUGUUGUUACAUUUGAAUGUACAAUAUU
Molecule: messenger RNA, 2318 nt
Organism: Thunnus maccoyii (southern bluefin tuna)
Lineage: Eukaryota; Metazoa; Chordata; Actinopteri; Scombriformes; Scombridae
Gene: nudt4a
Product: nudix (nucleoside diphosphate linked moiety X)-type motif 4a
Exons: 5
Coding region: 558-1124 (188 amino acids)
Biological process (GO): adenosine 5'-(hexahydrogen pentaphosphate) catabolic process; diadenosine hexaphosphate catabolic process; diadenosine pentaphosphate catabolic process
Cellular component (GO): cytoplasm; nucleus
Molecular function (GO): bis(5'-adenosyl)-hexaphosphatase activity; endopolyphosphatase activity; diphosphoinositol-polyphosphate diphosphatase activity
Source: RefSeq, a predicted model, not a curated record